Messenger RNA from Komagataella phaffii GS115, 4167 nucleotides. Its product is annotated as RNA-binding subunit of the mRNA cleavage and polyadenylation factor. The transcript has a single exon. Lineage: Eukaryota; Fungi; Ascomycota; Pichiomycetes; Pichiales; Pichiaceae. Gene Ontology annotation, cellular component: nucleus; mRNA cleavage and polyadenylation specificity factor complex. The record is from RefSeq and is a predicted model, not a curated record. Gene Ontology annotation, molecular function: protein binding; nucleic acid binding. Bases 1 to 4167 code for a protein of 1388 amino acids.
AUGGAUGUUUAUCAUCAAUUUCUUGAACCGACGGUUUGCACGCACUCUCUGUCUGCAAAUUUUACGAACUCUGUCAAGAAUGAUUUGAUAAUCGCCAAGGGGACACUCUUACAGAUCUUUGAAGUCAUCAAUGUUACCAUAGAAAACAAGCAGGACGAAGAACAACCAGACUUGGAGUUAAAUGGUGCUGCUUUUGGUAUUGGUGAAAUCAAUGAAGAUGCACUGAAUGUGGCGGCAAUUGAUUUUUCUCAGAAUGUCAAGUUGUCACUUGUGGCAGAAUACAAGUUGGACGGUCUUGUGACAGACCUGUGCAAGAUACGAACUAUCGAAGAUUCACAUCAUGAUUAUGUGCUGGUUGCUACGAAGGGAGUCAAAUUUUCUAUGAUCAAAUGGGAUCAAUCAUCGAAUUCCAUAUCAACGGUCAGUUUACAUCAUUACAAAAAGAUUGUGGAGAAUUCGUUGAUAGAUAAAUUCAAUGUCGACACGAAGUUAAUUGCAGAUCCCAAUAACCAUUGCUCGUGUUUGCUAGCUAAUGAGAUCUUGUUUUUUCUACCGUUUUUACAGCAUGAGGUGGAUGAAGAACUAGAUGGUAAAUUCGUAGAGAACAAAAAGCUGUAUUCUAACACUUUUUUGCAGUUUUCCAAUGACUUGCAGCCAAACAUCAAAACUAUUAUAGAUAUUGAAUUCCUGCAUGGCUACUCGGAGCCAACUUUGGCUGUCCUAUACACUUCUUUCCCUACGUGCACUGGCGCUCUUCCCAAAGCAAAGGAUACUGUCAGCUUACAAGUUUUCUCAUUGAAUCUACAAAACAAAGCAAGUACCAGCAUUAUUGAAGUAAAUAACCUUCCUUAUGACACUGACAGGAUUCUACCACUGUCUUCUCCUUUGAAUGGAUGCUUGCUCAUCGGAGCGAAUCAAAUUAUUCAUCUAAAUUCCAUGGGUACCGCUAAGGGAAUAAGUUGCAACCUGUUUGCUGCCAAGUGCUCUAAUUUCAAACUAAGCGAUCAAUCAAACUUAGACUUGAGGCUUGAGAAAUGUGUACUUGGACAAGUUUAUAAUGAUAAAGUGAUUCUGAUCACCGAGAAGGGUGCCUUUUAUGCUUUUAGCUUUGAUAUUGUUGGAGGUGUCAGUUCGAUAAAUGAAAUUCAAAAGAUCGCUGCUGAAAAGUAUCAAGGUUUAGUGCUUUCAUUGCCAACCAUGUUCACUAACAUAGAUGGGAAGACUUUCUUUAUUGGAUGCCAAGGUUCUGACAGUGUUCUGUUUGGUUCCAAGGCGCGCUUGAACACUCAGAAUGUCGAUGUCAACGGAAAAUCAAAGGUUAUAACUGAGGAAGAUGCCUUAUACGAAGAAGAUCUUUAUGCAGACGAUAUUCAGAAUGUGGCUCAAGGAAUUGAUCAUAUAGAUUUUGUUAAACUAGACUCCCUGCUAAACAUAGGCCCUAUAACAAACUUUACAACUGGUUCUAUUGAGUAUAGAUCCAAGCUGCAAGGUCUUCCGAAUCCAAAUUGGAAUGAUGAAUGUAUUAUCGCAGCUGGAGGAUUACAUGAAUCCGGCCAGUUAAGUCUUAUACAGCCUACGAUUUCUCCUACUGUGAGAUCUUCCUUAACGUUUAAUAAUGUGGAGAAACUGUGGACCUUGGAGGAUGAGAACGGAGAUUCGCAUUACUUGAUUACAACUGACUCCAAAAAAGCCAACACUGAAGUGUUCUUGGUUAAACAAAACUACAAACAUUACUCUUCCAAGGGAUUUGUUACUGGGACUUUCACCAAACAUAUAGCAGUCAUCCCUGGUAAGGAUGGAACUGGUAGCUAUGGAGAGUCACGUAUAGUGCAAGUGACUGCUGAGAAUGUGAUACUUUAUGAUUUCAAGCUCAAGAAACUUUUGUCAUUGAGUUAUGAAGGUGAUGACAUAGUGUCUGUUGAUACUUUUGAAAACUACAUGCUAAUUACUAAAGAGAGCGGUAUGGCUGAUAUUUUGCACUAUGACGAAGAGAUUGAGGCAGUGGAGCAUGGUGAUAAAAAAGAGUCAGAUGGAGAAACCUCCAGUAAAAAGUCCAAAACUUCCAAGAAAGGUAGAAAAAGACGAAGGAAGGAGGAGAAGAUGGAAGCAUUUAGGGUGAAUCACAAGCUCGAUGUGAUCCCACUCCCUAAGGCUCUUAGUCAAAAUGACUAUAUUUUUAUUACUGGAUGUAUUGCUAACUCUGACAUUUUGAACAAAGUGGAUAUAGGCUACAACAACAUAAUUUUAGAAAAUGGAGAAAAAGGUAAAAAAAGUCUUGUUUUCUUUCUUGUUACAGCAGAGAAUUCAAUUGUGAUGUUUCUUGAAAACCAUAAGGAAAAGGUGUUCAAGUUGAGCGAGGCCAAAGACUUUUCGACUUUCUUGAACAUCGAACUAAUCAAAGUCGGUGAAAUUGGCCAACCAGAUCCCUUUAUCAAACAAAUCACCGUUAGUGAAAUUGGUGACGAAAUUGAAAAGCAGGUAUACCUAACUAUUUUGACCAUUGGGGGUGAAGUGAUAAUCUAUAAACAAGUGCUAAACAAGGACUCAGGUACAUUCCAGUUUAUCAAAGACAACUAUUCCGCAAACAUUACCAUUACUGGCGCACCAGAUAACGCUUAUCCUCAGGGAACAAAGUUAGAGAGAAGAUUGAUAAAGUUAAACAAUAUAGGAGAUUCCAAGCUCAGCACUCUAUUCGUGGUAGGGGUGAAGUCUUUCUGGAUUACGAAAAGACAUUCUUCAUCCAUCAAUAUUCACCAAUUUACAAAACUAUCUACUAUUUCUUGUGCCAGAUUCAAUACAUCAAGAUGCAAAAACGGUCUAAUGAUAAUCGAUACCAACAAAGCCGCCAGGAUGGUAGAAAUUCCUUCAAACUUGGAGUUGUCUCAAAGACUUCCAAUUAGAAGAGUUCCAGUUGGUUGCACUAUCAAAUGUGUUGCAUUUCAUAAAGCAUCUAGAACGUUUGUUGUCUCAACAGUGGAAGAAACUCCGUACAAUUGUGUCGAUGAGGAGGGAAAUCCCAUUGUUGGGGUGGACAACACAAUAAACAAACCUGCCAGCUCGUUCAAGAGUUCAAUUAAGUUGAUAUCGCCCAUAAGUUGGACAGUAAUUGAUAGUUUUGAUUUGGAAGACGAGCAUGUGUGUAUGAGUCUUAAAUCCAUGACUUUGAACACAUCCAGAAUUCCAAUGUUUAAGAAUCUGAAAGAAUAUUUGGUACUGGGUAUCUCUAAUUACCGUAUGGAGGAUCUUGCCUCAAAUGGGCAAAUUAGAAUUGUCGAUGUAGUGGACAUCAUUCCUGAACCAGGCAAACCUGAAACUAACCACAAGUUCAAGGACAUCUUUCAGGAUGCUACUAAGGGUGCAGUUACUUCAGUAUCCGAUAUAAGUGGGAGAUUUGUCAUUGGCCAGGGUCAAAAAAUUAUUGUUCGUGAUUUGCAAGAGGACAAUACAGCUCUACCAGUAGGUUUCGUUGAUACCCCAUUUUAUGUAUCAGAAACCAAGAGUUUCCAAAAUUUGCUGCUGGUAGGUGAUUCUAUGCAUAGCGUAAUUCUUGUUGGGUUUGAUGCCGAGCCUUACAGGAUGAUAAGUCUAGGAAAAGACGUUGCGCACGUUGAUGUGUGUGCAGCCGAUUUCGUUGUCUUUGAAGGAAAUUUAUUCAUAAUUAUUGCAGAUGAGGACGGCAUGUUGCACCUUAUUCAAUACGACCCCGAAGAUCCAGCAUCAAUGCAAGGACAGAGACUGUUAAGAAGGUCAAUAUUCAAAACCAAUCAAUAUACGACCUGUAUGAAAAUGAGAGAAAGAAAAUAUGUCAUAAAACCCCCAAAGAACCAAUUCACAAACUUCUCGGAGGCAUUUGAAGUUGUUGCUGCAAAUUCAGAUGGCUCUUUCUAUAAGGUUACCCCAAUUUCAGAAGCUACAUACAGAAGACUGUACGUUAUUCAACAACAGAUCUUUGAUCAAGAAAAUCACAAAUGUGGAUUGAACCCUAGAGAAAACAGAUACUUGUCGGAUCAGUAUUCGAUACCAAAUCAAAGGCUAAUCUUAGAUUUUGACAAUAUCAGGCGAUUCCUGGAGUUUGACGAGAUUAAGAAACGUGAUUUGGUGCAUAAAUUGGGCAGAAACACUUAUUCUGAGUUUUACAGAGAUCUCUUGAAUCUACAGGAGCUCUAG